AUGGAAAACUUGAAUGAAGAGAGGCCUCCACCACGAGUGUGUCCAAGGUGUAGCUCAGACAACACCAAGUUCUGUUUCUACAACAACUACAGCGUGUCUCAACCUCGCUACAACUGCAGGGGCUGUCGCCGGUUUUGGACUCAUGGUGGAGUUUUAAGGGACGUACCAGUUGGUGGAAAGGCCCACAAAACCAAGCCUAAAAGGAUAGAUGAACCGCUUUUUCCUCAGGUGGUUUCUGUCAUCCAACAGGUUAAUAAUCAUCAGCCUUUCUCACAUGCUCAGGAAACAAACGAGUCUCUUGGAACUUUUGGUGGUUCUUCUUCUGCUGUUGUUGGGAACCGCUUCAGUUCUUUGCCUGAAACUCAUGGUGAUAUGGUGCCUCUAACUCGAAGUUAUCCACCAAUGGAUCGCUUUGGUGGAUCUCUUAACCAAGGUAAUUACGGUGCUGGCUUCAAUGAUUGGGUUGGUAAUCCUUUGAUGAACCAACCAUUUUGUGGACAUGUCUAUAAUUACAACAAUUACCUUGUGAAUCAUGAGGAUCCAAACAAUCCAAACCAGAGCUUCAACAACACCAUGAAUGUGAACCAUAAUGCCAGCACUAGUGGAAUCAGAGGAUAUCCAAGCACUGAUUACAUGAUCAACAACAACAAAGACAGAAACAAGUUUAUGUUUGGGUCCUCUUUUCAUUUGGAGAAGCGUGGUCCUUGA
Messenger RNA from Eruca vesicaria subsp. sativa (arugula), 708 nucleotides. Lineage: Eukaryota; Viridiplantae; Streptophyta; Magnoliopsida; Brassicales; Brassicaceae. The record is from the annotation of a GenBank genome assembly.